Molecule: messenger RNA, 984 nt
Organism: Punica granatum (pomegranate)
Lineage: Eukaryota; Viridiplantae; Streptophyta; Magnoliopsida; Myrtales; Lythraceae
Source: RefSeq, a predicted model, not a curated record
CCCAUUUUAUUCUCUUCCCCCAUCUCCAUUCCUUCCCCAUUUAGAAACCCAUCACUCGGAAAUCAUCAUCAGAGAGAUCAGGAAAAAAAAACCGACGCAAUCGUUGCAAGAUCAAAACUCGGGUUAGAGAAAUUUUUCCAGCUUUGAUUGUGUUGCUUAAAGAUGCUUCCGGGAAGAUUGAGCCCAAGCCUCGCCACGACCGUCGUCCUCCUGUUGCUGGCUUCCAGUCUCUACUGUUCCGGUGCUAGCAAUGGCCCUUCACCGGCCCCAUCGGUGUCGCCCACCACCAAGCCCCCGUCGCAGGCCCCUACGUCCGGUAGAGCCGCCUCCCCAAAAAGCUCUACUCCUCCACCGACUGCAUUGACCCCUUCGAAGCCUCCUGCAUCUCCACCGCCAGUUUUGGCCGCUCCGAAGGUUUCUCCGACGCCCUCCACCGUCCCGGCUACUCCUCCGGCUGCUACUCGCCCUCCGGCUUCUGCCCCUGCGGUCAGCCCCACGGCCGGCGGGUCUCCUCCGGCUCGGUCUCCAGCGACUCCUCCUGUAGCAUCCACGCCUCCGGCUAGCACCCCAGCCAUGACCCCUACAGGGGCUACGGCACCUACAGCAGAGACUCCAGAGCCCGCGGGGACCAUCCCGUCGAGUUCGGCAACUCCAGCCGAGUCGCCUGAUGCCACCGCCAACAGUCCUCCUAGUCCCGUGCCGGUGGGAUCAGCCCCAGACAUGGCUCCAGGCCCAGCGAGCGACGAGCAUUCCGGCGCCACUCCAGUCGGAUUAGGUUUGAGCGGGGGAUUGGCGAUCUUGGCGGCCUUAGCCAUAUAGCCUUUUUUUUUUUUUUGUAGGUCUUCAACAAUUCUUUAUCUCCGACGUUGUUCUUUCGUUUCUUUUUGUCGUUUUGCUGCUCUUCUUUUGUUCUCUUCGAAGAAGAUGUUCGGUUAACCAUAUUGGUGAAUGAGGACCGCAUGCAUUGAUCCGUAAGUUUGAAUA